GAUCAUCUAUGAGCACUUGGCUCUCCUCGAACAAGAGGUCGAAUAUAUGUGGGACUGGACAUUCACAGGAGUCACGGUCUUGUUCCUCGUGAACCGAUACAUUCUCCUCCUGUCUGCCGCAUUAGGAAUACUGUCUGUGUUUGACUGGAGAGAUGCCACGCUGUGAAUGGUUGUACGACUUGCAAUACGCGCUGACCAUCGCCCUCAUACUUGUCAUUGCAUGGUUCUCUGCCCUCCGUGUCUACGCUGUUAGCCAUCGAAACUGGUGGCCAGCGGGGAUAGCCCUAACAGCGGCGAUCGUCGCCAUUCCGGUUUCAUUAUUUGCUGACAUACGAUCGUCGCGGGCCUACGUCAUGUUUGUCGGCUCUAUCCCGAUAUGCACGAAAGCCACGACAUUCUCGGACGCUUUGAAUACCCGGUUGAUUUUUGCGGUCCGGGUCUGCGCCAUCUUCUCGGAUCUGGUCGUGCUCAGCUGUACUUGGUACUUCUCCGGCGUCGUGCUCGACCGAAGAGAACUCAGAGGAAGGUUUGUCAAGUUGAUAUUACAACAAGGGACAAUCUACUUCACAUGCUUGCUGGUACUCAACGUCGUACAAAUCGUGAUUGAAACCUCGCUCGGCACACAAACAGUGAACGCCUACUACACUGCCACGUUCACCGGGCCGAUCUCUUCAAUCCUGAUCACGCGGUUCAUGCUCGAGCUGCGCGCAGUCGACCGGGCUGCUGUGUUGAACCUGUCGGGCACGGGUUGGGAUACCAGCGAUUUCACGGCGACGUCUAUCGAGCUGGCUACCAUCAACUUCUCCGACGAGCGUACGUGCUCGACUCGGACAGCGGUCUAGUGCAUGCGCUUCAAGUUCGCGGGGCGUUCGCUCGACCGUACUGCAGCAAUACGGCACAUCCUAUCUUGGACGCGAUAUUGGGAGAACUUACCGGACUGGCCUGGGACUGGCCCAGGCACUUGCGGGUCGUAUCCGACGGUUCCCU
This is a messenger RNA of Fomitopsis serialis, 987 nucleotides long. RefSeq lists its product as uncharacterized. The record is from RefSeq and is a predicted model, not a curated record. The transcript is spliced from 9 exons. NCBI's taxonomy places the organism in Eukaryota, Fungi, Basidiomycota, Agaricomycetes, Polyporales, Fomitopsidaceae. The coding region runs from base 153 to 842 and encodes 229 amino acids.